Molecule: messenger RNA, 2865 nt
Organism: Dictyostelium discoideum AX4
Lineage: Eukaryota; Evosea; Eumycetozoa; Dictyosteliales; Dictyosteliaceae
Exons: 3
Coding region: 1-2865 (954 amino acids)
Source: RefSeq, a predicted model, not a curated record
AUGGAUAUACCAAAAUUUCAAAGAAACAAAUUUUCCAUAAUUUUAGCAAAAAUUAUUUUUUUCUUUUUGGUUUUUUUUUUUUUUAUUUUUUCAUUUUUUUUUUUUUUUUUAUUUUUCAAAAACACAACAUUAAUAAUAAUGAACGAUAAUAAAAAUAUAGAUAAUGAAAAUAAGCAUGAAUAUUUAUUUUGGAAAGUUUUUAGAAAUCAAUUUAUAAAUUUUAAUAUAUGGAGUGUAUUAAAAAGAAGGGAAGUUCAAACAAAAAGAUAUAAAGAGAUUCAUCAAGUUGAAUGGAUAAGAAAGAGAUAUCCAAUGUUAUUAGUUGACAAGAUUAAAAGAAAUGAUUAUUUAACAUUUACAUUGAAUGAUAUUAAAGAAAUUCUUAGAGAUGAUAAUUUAAUAAUUAAAAAUGACGAGCAAUCAUUCAUUCAUCUAAGGGAUCAUUAUAAAAUUGAUCAAUUACUAAUUGAUUUUCAAAUGAAUGAUCCAUAUAAUACUUCUCAUCAAAUUUUAGAUAUAAUUCAAUUAUCAAUUGAAUCUAAUAAUUUAAUUAGUUUAAAGGUAUUUUCAAAACAACAACAACAACAACAACAACAACAACAACAACAACAACAACAACAACAACAACAACAACAGGAACAACAAGAACAAAAACAACAAAAACAAACAUCAUAUUUAAAUGAAGCAUUGUCAAAUAAUAAUUUUGAAAUUAUAGAUUAUGUUUAUAGAGUAAUUGGUGAAAAGAAAUAUAAUAGUGAAUUAAUUUAUCAAUAUUUAUUUGAAAAACCAAAUUUAAAAGUUAUUGAAUAUGCAAUCGAUGUUAUUGGUGUAGAAAUUCAACCAAAGAAAUUACCAAUUUGGAGUUUAUUCAGUUUACCAAUGAAUUUAAUUAAUAGAAUUUUUAAAAUUCAAUCAUCAACCAUGGUUGAUACAACACCUUGGAAUGAAAUUGUAAUUCAAAUUGAAAAACCAAUUUCAUCAUUUAAAAAUUUCUUUUAUAAUUUCUUUCAAGGUACUUUAGAUGAUUUAAUUAAUCAUUCAAUGAUUUUAUUAUUCAUUGAAAAAGUUUAUAGAAAGGAUCAACUAUUAAAUUCUUUAAAUUUAUUAAAUCUUUUAAAUGAACUAUCAAAUUUAAUAAAUCAAGCAAAACAACAACAACAACAACAACAACAACAACAACAACAACAACAACAACAACAACAACAACAACAACAACAACAACAACAACAAGAAAAAGAAGAAAAAAUAUUAUAUUAUAUUGAUGAUUCAGAUAUAAUAACAAAUCAAUUAUUAAAAUUAUAUGUAAAGAUAAUAUUAGAAAGAUGUUGGUGUGAUGAUUUUUAUUUUCUUCCAAGUGGAGAAAUUUUAGAAUCUUCAAACUACUCAUUGAUAGAAUACUCUGUUAGAUAUAGUGAUCCAACUAUAUUAGAAAGAAUUGAUCCAAAUAAUAAAUUCAUUCAAAAACUAAUGGAAAAAUCUUGUGAAUAUUGUAAUAGUACAAUGUUUCAAUGGGGUAUUAAUAAAUAUUCAAAAGCUAAAAAAUUCAAUUUCUACUUAAAGACAAGUGAUAAAAUAUUUAAAAAACAAUUAUUAAAACUAGACAAUAGUAAUGGUUUAAAUGAUGGAAUUAUAUCAUUUAUUGAUAAUAGUAUAAUUAAUAAUUUAGAAUUAAUAUCUGAAGGUUCAUUAUUUCAAACUUUAAUUAAUUUAGAUAAUUGGGAAAUUUUUAAUUAUAUUUAUAUGAAAUCAACCAACAACAACAACAACAACAACAAUAAUAAUAAUAAUAAUAAUAAUAAUAAUAAUAAUAAUAAUAAUAAUAAUAAUAAUAAUAAUAAUAAUAAUAAUAAUAAUAAUAAUAAUAAUAAUAAUAAUAAAUAUAUAAUUAAAUCAGUUACAACAAUGAAUAUAUUAAAAAGAAAUUAUAUAAAGAAAUUUUUUAGAUGUGAAAAAUGGGGUAAUCCAGAACAACUUUUAGGUAGAUCAAGAUUUGAUUUAGUUGAUUCUUUAGAUAAAUUUAAACAAUUGGAUGAAUAUAAAGCAAAUAUUGAUGCCAAUAAUAAAAUGAUUUUAAAUAGAUUUUAUCAGUGUGAUGCAGUGGAAUAUUUGAUUAGAAAUAAUUAUCAAUUCUCUAUCAGUGAUAUUUUAGUAGAUUUAGUUAACAAUUUUAAUUCUCAAUCAUCAUAUAGUUUAUCAUUAGCAAAGUUUAAACUUUUAUUAGAUUUAAGUGGAUCAAAUGAUGAGGCGUAUAUGGGAAGUAGUAAGAAUUUAUCGUAUGGUAGUGGUUUUGCUGCAAUUAUGAUCUAUGGUAAAGUACCAGCCGCAAUUUCAUUCAUUCAAGAAUAUAGAAGCUUUGAUAUCAAGAGUGGUAAAUUUAAAUAUAAUACAAAUCUAUUAGAGAUGAAGGUAGAUAAAGAUUUAUUAUUUCAUUUCCUUUUAACCUCUGGUAAAUAUUCCCAAUUAAUUGAAUAUGUAGCAAAGAUAAAUUCAAAUUCCAAUAUGAUCUCCUAUUUUGGUAAAAUUGGUAAAUCUGAUCAACUUUAUAAUAAUAACAGUAAUAGUAAUAAUAAUAAUAAUAAUAAUAGUAAUCAAAAUCAAAAUCAAAUUAAUAAUUUAAUGCCAACUGCAAUUAAUACAGAAAUUGAACCAAUUCCUUCCACUGAAAACAAUUUAUAUUCAAUUUUGGCUGGUUCAAUUAAAAAUGGUCAUUUAGAAGUUGUAAAAUUAUUUGAAAAAUAUCAACCAGAAUUAUUUAAAAAAGAUAGAUGGGACCAAUUCAUUUUAAAUUUUAAUCCAUUUUCAAAUCAUAAAUAUAAAUUUUUAGAAUGUUAUAUUAAUAGUAAAAUAAUAAAUAAAGAAAUGUAA